This is a messenger RNA of Colossoma macropomum (tambaqui), 4599 nucleotides long. It is a transcript of the gene pax7b, whose product is annotated as paired box 7b. The transcript has 9 exons. The coding region runs from base 392 to 1915 and encodes 507 amino acids. Gene Ontology annotation, biological process: regulation of transcription by RNA polymerase II; anatomical structure development. Gene Ontology annotation, molecular function: DNA-binding transcription factor activity, RNA polymerase II-specific; RNA polymerase II cis-regulatory region sequence-specific DNA binding. The record is from RefSeq and is a predicted model, not a curated record. Lineage: Eukaryota; Metazoa; Chordata; Actinopteri; Characiformes; Serrasalmidae.
CGCGCCAACAAACUCCAUCCAGACCUUCUGAAGAAAAGACCGCGCACAAUUAGGCGAGUUUUUUACUGUCCACUCCAGAGCGUUUUUGGAGUUACACCCCCCCAAACCCCAACACUCCACCCCUCCUCCUCCUCCUCCUCCUCCAUUCCUCUUCCCCUCCCUCCUUAUCCUUCCCCCCGACGCACGCGCCGUUCGGGUUUAGCUGGACUUCUUUUUGCCCCGCGCCCUCUCUCUCUCUCUCUCCCUCUCUCUCUCCGCUCAGGAGUUUGUCCUUCUUUAAACAUCAGUUUAUGGGAUUGUCCGUCCCCGCAGCUCUCUGCUCGGCCCAGUGUGUGUUGGCGGCUUUUGUCCUGAGUGGACUCUCCGCGUGCGCGUUUGACUGAAGAGCAGAAUGUCCACUUUACCGGGGACAGUGCCGAGGAUGAUGCGCCCAGCUCCUGGACAAAACUACCCCCGAACCGGCUUCCCCCUGGAAGUGUCCACUCCUCUGGGUCAGGGCAGAGUGAAUCAGCUCGGCGGAGUGUUCAUUAACGGCAGACCGCUGCCCAACCACAUCCGCCAUAAGAUCGUGGAGAUGGCGCACCACGGCAUCAGGCCCUGCGUCAUCUCCCGCCAGCUGCGCGUGUCGCACGGCUGCGUCUCCAAGAUCCUGUGCAGGUACCAGGAGACCGGCUCCAUCAGACCUGGAGCGAUAGGAGGGAGCAAGCCCAGGCAGGUAGCCACUCCGGAUGUGGAAAAAAGGAUAGAGGAGUAUAAGCGUGAGAACCCAGGCAUGUUCAGCUGGGAGAUCCGAGACAAGCUGCUGAAGGACGGAGUGUGUGACAGAAGCACAGUUCCCUCAGGUGAGGCCUCAUCUGUGAGCUCCAUCAGUCGAGUCCUCCGCGCCCGGUUCGGAAAGAAAGAGGACGAGGAUGAGUGCGAUAAGAAAGACGAGAGCGGAGAGAAGAAGACCAAGCACAGCAUCGACGGCAUCCUGGGAGACAAAGGGGGCCGUGCGGAUGAGCUCUCGGAUGUGGACUCGGAGCCGGACCUGCCGCUGAAGAGGAAACAGAGGCGCAGCCGCACCACCUUCACUGCCGAGCAGCUGGAGGAGCUUGAGAAGGCCUUCGAGAGGACACACUACCCCGACAUCUACACCCGAGAGGAGCUAGCCCAGAGGACCAAAUUGACCGAGGCCCGAGUACAGGUGUGGUUCAGUAAUCGACGAGCCAGGUGGCGCAAGCAAGCUGGAGCCAAUCAGCUUGCAGCCUUCAACCACCUGUUACCAGGAGGCUUUCCAGCAACAGGCAUGCCCACUCUGCCCACAUACCAGCUCCCAGAACCCACCUACCCCUCCACCACACUAUCACAGGAUGGCAGUAGCACAGUGCACCGGCCGCAGCCUUUGCCCCCCUCCACCAUGCACCAGGGCGGCCUCUCGAGCGACAGCAGCUCCGCCUACGGCCUCUCAUCCAACCGCCACGGCUUUUCCAGCUACACUGACACCUUCAUGAGCCAGUCCGCAUCCAGCAACCCCAUGAACCCGGUCAACAAUGGGCUCUCUCCGCAGGUGAUGAGCAUCCUGAGCAACCCCAGCGCCGUGGCUCCUCAGCCGCAGCACGACUUCUCCAUCUCGCCCCUGCACAGCGGUCUGGAGGCCUCCAAUCCCAUCUCAGCCAGCUGCAGUCAGCGCUCCGAGCCCAUCAAAACAGCGGACAGCCUGGCCUCCUCUCAGUCCUACUGCCCACCCACUUACAGCACCACAAGCUACAGCGUGGACCCCGUAACUGCCGGCUACCAGUAUAGCCAGUACGGCCAGACAGCGGUAGACUACCUGGCGAAGAACGUGAGCUUGUCCACACAGAGGAGAAUGAAGCUUGGGGAACACUCGGCCGUGCUGGGACUGCUACAAGUGGAGACGGGCCAGGCCUAUUGACGGACUCGUUCUCCUGACCAUCGCUUCUCUCCUUCACCAGCAUCCCUCCAUCCAUCGUGCCGUUUCUCUCUCUGCUGCGUGAAAGAGAAGUAGCUAAAAUCAUAGACAGCCUUAGACUCCUGACCUUUGGCUGAGUGAAUACAAAAGCCAUUUAAUAAACAAGACACUAUAGUGCCGCCUCUCACGCCCCCCCCUCCCCCUCCAACCUCCAUCUCAACAAAGAGACUCUUUCAGGGUUUCAGAGAGGCUGGAGGAAAGCAAGCAUCCAUUAUCUGGGUCCCCAUCAGUCGCACCCUGCCCGUCAGCAGUCAAUGUUAGCACACACGGGCUGCAAUCGCAGCCGCUGCCCCAUUCCGAAAUGUUUGGACCAUGUUGUUCAUAGGACUUAAAAUGAUGGUAUUAUGAUUAUAUUUGAUAUAAUGAUUGUGGUUGUUUCUAUUACCGUUGGAAUUAUUAUUAUUGUAAUGACCUUCUGUUUACAUGUUUUUAUUUUGUCCUUUUGGGUUCCUCUGCAAAGGUCUGGCUUUCUAACACAUUACGGAGGUGCAUGGAGAGAGGCUGAUAGCUUUUCGGACUGCCUGCAAUGCGUGUUAUUCGACCUUCACAUUUUAAUCUUAAGCUUGACAUUCCGAGAGAUCUGGGCGAGUCAGUGGGGUGUCUAGCUCAGCGGAGUCCUUCGGGAGAGAGUGGCCAAUGAGGGCUCUGAGAAUUUCCAAUCCCUUUCCCCUUCGUCCCCACAUGUAUCAGCCGCUGGGGGAAAAAGCCACAUUGGUUAGAAAUAUAAACAGUUUUAAAGCGACAGACCAGCAGCCUGCCUCUUGACCUAAAGCAGAGGAGAGCUUUGGAGGAAGAGCAGUCGUCAGUAUUAUUUAUGAUCAUUUUUGUCUUAUGGAGUAAGCAAAAGUAUUGACAUUCCUAAAGCAUUGAUCCCAGAUUGUUAAUUCUAAAGAACAAUCCAUUCCAUUGAAGUAUUAUCACUAUGAUCUUAAAGCACAAGUUAUCCUGAAUUGCACAUAAACAUUUUACUUUUCCAGGCUAGGUGAGGGCAGUAUGCUUACUUUGGGAUUUUCUACUGUCUAUAACUUAAUGGUGCUCAAUUCCAAAACAUGACAAAUAUCUCAUUGGAUCUUAUAUGGACAAUUAUUCCACAUUCCAUGAAUAUAUCACACUUUUUUGGUCACACUUUAUUUGGAUGGUCCUAUAGAUGAUCUACAGAGACUUAACUCAUUAACAAACUUUCUGGUGAUUCUCAAUUGAUUAUCAACACCGUUAUGGUUAGGGUUAGGUUUAGGAGUAUGUGUUGUUUUUGCAUUAAGGUUAGGGUUUAGGGUUAGGAAUAGAUUUAAUUCAGUCUUUCACACUCAACUUCAAGUUCAAGUUCAGUUGAAUGUUGCUUAAAGAUAUACUGAUAUUACACAAACCACUACAUCGGACCAUCCAAAUACAGUGUUUUUAACCCUUUUUUGCUCCUCUAUACUGCCUUUCUGUGAACAAUUCCACCACAGAACGUUCAGCAAUGAUUACCUCACAGUUUGCAGUGGAAAUGGUGAAAUGUACUGUUGAAGUGGCUUUGUGUGGCUCAUAUUCCAUAUUACAGAAUUAUUUGUGUGAGUGUGAAUUGGUUGGUAAUGAGAAAGCAGAUAUAAACAAGCUCCAAGGAUAGAGUGGACAGAAUAUAUUGUCGAACUGUUGCAUAAAUUCAAAAAUAUUGCAUUCUGUUUGCACUCUUUUGAUUACUUUCUUGUUCCAAAGACAUGAAAAGACAAGCUACUUGUAUGUAAAUCACUCAUCCAUGUGACCUCCUGUGAAAUCCCUUCCAGAAAGACAUUUUCAUUUUGAGCCACACGGAUAAUCAGUAUUCUGAGUUUACAUGCACCCUUCGAUUCCCUACUUCGCGUCUCAGUAGAGCACCUCACUUCAGCUCUUCGCAAACCAUUACACGACGAGAGGACCUCCAUGACCAGGAUGAACUGGGAAGGAACGGAGAGCCCCUCUACCUGCUGUCCAGGACCAACGGAGAGUUACCCAUCCAUACUCUACAUGUCUAGCCUGGGUGCUGUCUAAUCACGCAGUCCAGACGGAGGUUAAGGAGGUUGGUGGGUGGAGCUUUUCCAGCCUUAACCAACCAGAAAGUAGACGAUGUUGACAAGCAGUCAGAAGGCCACGUCAUGUCAUGGCACCCAGGCUAACGCAUGUCAUGAUAUUCAGGAAAACGGAACAAACUCACUCAGGCACACGACCACGUGCCAACAAAGACUGAUAGCAUUUCAUUUUAACACUUCAAGCGUUUUUGUAAUAAAAGAAAGGAAAGACAAAAAAAAGCAAUGUAAGAUGUUUUUAGUGUGUAGCACUCAUUUCUAACACCAACAUUAAUCUACCUUUGAGAUAUUUAAAGCACUAUUUGACUUGGCGCUCUUAUGCCUCCCCAAAUUUCUUUCUAGCUUCAGUUGGUCCAUCACAUUCCUAUCUAAUUCACUCCUUUUUUUGUUUUGUUUUUUUCAUUCAAGCUUUUGUAAUUUGCUUUGUUAUCUUUUUGUUCAGCAUGUAUGUAUAUUAUCAUGGCAUAAUUUAUUCUGCUGUAUGAAACAAUAGCGUAGUGGGAACUUGUAUUGGCUUUCCUACCUUCAGCCUGUUGAUGUCUUUACUGUAGCACUGUUAUUGAUUAAAGCUCGGAAAAAACUGGA